Molecule: messenger RNA, 5990 nt
Organism: Radiomyces spectabilis
Lineage: Eukaryota; Fungi; Mucoromycota; Mucoromycetes; Mucorales; Radiomycetaceae
Exons: 8
Coding region: 252-5792 (1846 amino acids)
Biological process (GO): chromatin remodeling; negative regulation of transcription by RNA polymerase II
Cellular component (GO): nucleus; chromatin
Molecular function (GO): ATP binding; ATP hydrolysis activity; chromatin binding
Source: RefSeq, a predicted model, not a curated record
AGUAGGACCAGGUAAAUGUGGAUGAUUUCCCACCCAAUCCACGCUCAGUGAAAAUCCGUCGUAUGACUGUUUCUGAAAGAUCGCCUAUUCCAUUUGUCACUGAUGCACACGGCAGGAUGGAAUUCACGAAAAAAAAAAGUCGAUAUUUUUUCCCUGCUUUUCGGUGGUGGUUUUUUGUUUUUGUUAUUGUUAUUAUUACUGUAUAGUGGCGCGUGUGUGUUUCGCAAAAUACUGUUCGCGUAUUCCACUUGAUGACGCAGUCAGAAUUGAAAUCCGCUUUCAAGACGAUCUCGCUACGGAGUUUGCAAACGGAAUGGCAGCCCCUCCUUGCCGUCGAUCUGGCAUCAUGCAUACCGUUUAGUGCGUACAAGUCAAAGCAGUCACCAUCACCUCACCGAAAACGACGAUCCCCUCGCAUUGACGACACUGACUCUUCCGAUGCGCAUUCCACCGACCAUUCCGACGAAGAUUCCGUCCGAGAACUUAAAGUCAAGACCCACGGUGGUCUUCAAAAGAUUCUCAGCCGCAAAGAAAGAAGAAACGGCAAAGUCACUUACACCGUGCUUUGGAGCAACGGCAAAAAGACCGAAGAAUCCCCCCUGGUAUUACGGGGAUUCGCUAAUCAGCUGGAGGAAUUCGAGCAUGAACGUCUUCGCGAAAAUCUUGGACGCAGCCGAACUUCCACCCCCGACAGUAUCCCCAGUGUUCAACCGGAAUCGCGAUCGACGCGCAAACGGGUGCGAUGGGCCGCUGCCGAGUAUGACGAAUCAUUCCCAAGCGAUCACGACGACGAGUCUCCCAAGCAAGAGACGGAAACCAUCACCCAUACCCGCGAAGCUUACAAGCGGCGGAUCCAAAAACCUACUCACUUUAUGAACACACUCCCUCGUGUCGAUAGUCCCAAACCGCGCACAUUGUUCAAAGCCAACGUGAAAGAAUACAAUGAUGCAACGUUUAUUGAUCUGCACUGGAACUGGUGCUUGAAAUGUAAACAAACAGGAUACGUCAACGGUCCCCCGAAAGGUAUCACCAAUCGCCGACGUCGCCAACGAUCCACGCCUCUCCCCGAGACCAGUUCGGACGAGGAACCCGAUCCAGACGAACAAGGACGAUUGCUCCUGUGCAACAUUUGUGCUGUCGCCACUCACGAAGGAUGUCUUCCCAAUACCAAAACUCUGCGCGACAAAUGCUUUUACCCAAAUCCAGUGGGGGACGGCACUUCGGAUCUCUUUCGAUGUCUCCGGUGUCAGAGGAGUACCGCAUGCAACCAGUGUGGUGUUCAUAAUACGACGUCUGUUACGAAAGAAGAAGAUAUCGUCACAGAAACUCAAAUCACCACCAACGAUACAUCUGACACCGUAUCACCGGCAACCAAAGCAUCCGGUGAAUCGAGUGUCAAGACCGAUUCGCUCUUCCGUUGCACGCAAUGCUUGCGCGCUUUUCACUCUCAAUGUCUUCCACGAUUUCCCGAUGAAGAAACACGCUUCAAACAAAGCCAAAACAUCCAGGACGCGACUUACGAAGCUUGCAAGAGCCUUUGGAAAUGUGCAGAAUGCAUCGUGUACUGUAAGCCCGUUGAUCGCAUCAUGACAUAUCGUACCGUGCAAUCAGACGAAGUGAACAAGUCAGACGACGACACCACCGCCACAAAGACAGAGACAUCUCAGUCCGUGGUCAAACCAUCGCCAACCCGCGAAUUCUUGGUAAAGUGGGAGGAUACGUCGUAUCGACAUUUGACGUGGGUGUCUGAAAACUGGGUUGCGGUCACAGCCACUUCCAAAUACAAGCACUUGCUGCAACGCAUGGGUAAAGAAAAGCCAAAGACGGAAGACGAAGUGGUGCCGCGACAAUGGAUGAUGGUGGAUCGUAUUCUGGCCAUAGAAUAUGAGGAUGCCUACAGCAAAAAGAUUGAACAAGUGUUGGCGACAUUUUGCGGAUUGACUUACGAUGAUGCUUGCUGGGAUUCCCCGCCUCCCAAGUCAUCAGAUCUCUAUCCUGCAUUUGAAGAUGCGCUGCGCCUGUACCGUCUAGCGGAGAAAGUGACGGCCCCUUCACACAUGAAAAAGCAUGUAGCGGAAGUGAAAACCGUCGCCACCAAGGAAGCUUACGCCAAACACGAAUUAAAAAAGCAGCCUGAUUUCAUUACCGGCGGUACACUGAUGCCCCAUCAAUUGGACGGCCUAAACUGGCUUGCAUAUCAAUGGGAGCAUGAUCAUCCAUGUAUUCUGGCAGAUGAUAUGGGUCUAGGAAAAACCAUUCAAAUUGUAUCAUUCCUGUCUUAUCUGUACAAACGCUAUGACAUUUUCCCGUUUUGUAUUGUGGUACCCAACAGUACGGCCACCAACUGGUUAAGAGAGUUCAAUAAAUGGGCACCUGACAUGGUGGUGGUUCCCUAUCACGGAUCGAGCCGCAGUCGAAAGCUUGCGCGCGAUUACGAGAUUUUUCCUUCCAGCACAAAGGACAAGUCUUUGCGGUGUCACGCCAUCAUCUUCACCUAUGAAUCGGCCUUAUCCGACUUGGGAUAUUUUCAGCGCGUCAACUUUUGGCCCGUCAUGGUUGUCGAUGAAGCACAUCGAUUAAAGAACAACGCCAGUCAACUGUUUCAAAAACUACUCACGCUUCGAUGCGGUCACUACGUGUUGCUCACAGGCACACCGCUUCAAAACAAUAUAAGAGAAUUGAUGAAUAUCAUGCACUUUGUUCAUCCGAGCCAAUUCGCCGACGUGGAUCAACUGGAGAAAAAAUAUGCGGAAUUAUCCCACGACGUGGUUCAGGAAUUGCAUGAACGAUUGAAGCCCUACUUCUUGCGUCGCACGAAGCAACUGGUGCUCAAGACGUUGCCGCCCAUCUCGGAAAUCAUUGUCCCCAUCUCCAUGACGGAUUUGCAAAAAGAAGUCUACAAGCAGAUCUUGUCUAGGAACAUUGUUUCCUUUGCCGCCUUGGCCGGUAACACGUCGCAAGUCAAAGCAUCCAAAGCGUACCACAACGUUUUAAUGCAGCUGCGGAAAACCCUCAACCAUCCCUAUCUCAUGGACGACGUGGAAAUUGCACAGCCGGAUCUAGGCAGCACUCACCGCUUGCUCAUUGAAGCAUGCGAAAAACUGAAAAUCUUCCAUCAAAUGUUACCCAAACUCAAGGCGCAAAACCAUCGUAUCCUCAUUUUCUCGACAAUGAAGCUGACCUUGGAUGUUUUGGAGGAUUAUCUUGCAUAUGAAAACGAAAAAUAUGUGCGCCUGGACGGUGGAAUGUCGCAAAUCCAGCGUGUCAAGAAUAUUGAUGCUUUCAAUGCCAGGGACUCGGAUAUUUCCGUGUUUUUGCUGACAACGCGUGCCGGUGGUGUGGGAAUCAAUUUGGCCUCGGCAGACACGGUGCUGAUGUGGGACGCAGAUUUCAACCCACACGCUGAUAUGCAAGCCAUCAGUCGCGCGUAUCGUAUCGGUCAAACGAAACCGGUGCUGGUGUUAAAGUUUAUGACGCGGUUAUCGGUAGAAGAAAAGAUUAUGCAGCUUGGUAAAAAGAAGAUGAUUCUCGAUCAUUUGGUGGUGGAAAAAAUGGACGACAAGGAACUCGAAUCGGAAGACGUGGAAAGUAUUUUGAAAUUUGGGGCGCAGUCAUUAUUUGAAGGCGAUAAUUCCAAAGACAUUGUGUACGACUCGGCCGCCAUUGAUAAACUGUUGGAUCGAAGUCAUAUGUCGAAUCAAGUCAGUGAAUCCAAGGAUUCACCCAUGGAAGGCGUGGAAGAAACCAAUGAAAACUCAUUCUCCUUUUCGUUUGCCAAGGUGUGGACUGCCGAUGGUCAAUCGGUGAGCGACGAUCUGACCACCGAUGCGGACCCACAAGAAGAGCAAGACAGCAACUUUUGGCGCAAGUUUUUGGAAGAAAAGCAACAACAGCUAAAGCUGAAACAGCAAGAAAAGGAAGCGUUGGGUCGUGGAGCUCGUAAGCGAGUGCUUGUGUCGUAUUACAAGAAUGGAAAAGAAGCGAUGGAAGAAGAAAUGAAUGUGAAGAGAAGAAAGCAUAAAGGGAAAGGCAAGGGUAAAGCGGUGCUUGAUCAGGACGACGAAGAUUUCGUGCUGGAGAAAGACGACUAUAUCAGUGAAGACGAACUCGCGGCACCCGUUGCAUCGCCCACUAUUAUUGAAUAUCGACCUGCUGUUUCGAAGCCGUCUUCAAGUCCAUCGUCGAAAGUCCCUGAUCAACGAACGCCCGAGAUACAACAAUUGAUCCAAGCAAGACUUCAGCAGCAACGGCAACAAUUGCAACAUUCGGCGGAAAAGGCCGAUAAGGCCAAUGAGCCUCUAUCGGCCACUCUUACUCUGUUUUCCGUUCAACAAGCCUUGCAAACUGUGAUUAGCGAUCCCAAUUUGAUGAAGAAACGCCAUCGUACUUCUCAACCUCAUCCGCAGUCCAUGCCACCCCACCCUGCCACAACCCAUAAGCCUGCGAAUGUCGCUUACCACGCUGCACCUCAACAAUUCUUUUAUCAGGGACCACCCUACCCGCCUGUCUUUUAUCAAUACGUAUCCCCUGGUGCAACAGCUAUGCGACCACCGAUUGCCUAUCAGCCAGUCAAAGGUCAGUCAGUACCACAUCCAGGUCCAACGCCGCCUGCCGUUGCUCCAACUUCGGAUCCGUCGGAUCAGCCAUUAUUUGAUCCCAAUUACCUUAGUUUUCUUCAACUGGUCAAUGCCAGAAGACAAGCGAAUGCCCAAUCUGCUGCCCACGCGAGCACCAGUCCUUCUGCCACUGCGGCAUCGGCAUCGGCCUCGUCAACACCAACACCAACACCAACGCCGUCGCCGUCUGCUCCCAGUAACUUGCGAAAGGAAACUGCUCCAUCUGUGAACUAUCAGUAUCAGAAUGCCACCAAGAUGUCUGCCUCUCAGCAACCGACGGCAGUAGCACGGGAUGCAUCGAGUUCCACUUCCAAUUCGUCUGUAUCAACUGCAUCACGUCAUUUUGGCGUUCGACCAAUUUCUCAGCCACAAAAUGUCACUCAAACAUCGAAUUCGUCACAUGUACUGAGUUCAUCAAAUGCAUCAAAUCUCCGAGGGAAGGCUACAGGAAACACAGUGUCUAGCACGCCAACUAUUGCCAAUCUUUCCCCAGACCAUAUCCAGCAACUUAUAAGGAUACUUGCUCAGCAGCAACUGCUCAACAUCGACCCGUCUGUGACAACCACACCGGCUUCGGCCCAGCUAGCUACUGUCCAGCCAGCAGUCCAGCAACCACCUCCACCGCGGCAUCCGUCGUCGCAACAACCCGCAAUGCAAAAGCAGCCGGCCAUGAGCCAACUUCCGGUGCAUCAGCCUGCAAGGCAAAAACAGCCUGUAGUGAACCAUCCUCCUUCUCAGCUGUCACCGUUGGGUUCGUUAUCCAAUCCAAUUUUCUUGACGAAUACAGUGCAGCAGCAGCAGCAACCAGUAGCUACAGGCACAGCUACGGCGGUACAGUAUAAGCAUGUUCGAAAUGUGAAUCCAGCCGGGGACGCGCAUCAUGCACCCACGACGUUUGGACAAGUCAGACACACCACGGUCGCUACCAAUCAGAAACCUCCAGCCGGGUCUGCUCAAGCCGGUGACGAGCCUGUGAUUGCUUGUAUUUUAUGUAAGUAUGCAACCCACCGAAGGGAUGCUUGUCCAAACAUGUAUAAUAUCGACAACAUCAAGAAUGCUAUACAAGAAGUCAAUUCCAAUCCACGCUACAAGCCUUCCGAACGCCAGAAUCUCGUACAACAAAUGGUGCGAUUUUACGAAGAAGCUUGGAAAUAUCAUCGAGGCAAUCCAAAGUAAAAUCUUCCAUUAUUUUUUUUUACCGUCAUACCCUUUACUAAAAAAAAGAACAAGAAAAAAAAACGAAACCUCUCCAUCUUUAUUCAGAUUAUCAUUUGUAUCUUGCAACCAUGUUCACAUUUGCAUUCUUCUGAUGUUUGGUUUACAAACCCACGUAUGCAUCAAUAAACCAUUUUAGGCCAAUAAACAUUGUGCCAC